AUGACGACGGGGAUGGUGCAAGAAAAGAAUCUGGAGAAACAAAUAGAAAAGCAGAUGGGUUGUAUGGCUGGUUUUCUUCAAAUCUUUGAUCGCAACCAGAUUUUGACCGGGAAACACCUCUACUCCCCCAAACGCCUCCCUCCUCCCUCGGGUGUUCUUACUUCAUCUGAAUCGGGAACUUCAGCAGCGACAUCACCGGUGAUAUCAAUGGAAUUGGGAAAGCCAAACAAAGAACUACCUAGAGUGUCUCCGGCAGAGGAAAUGAGAUCUCCGGCGCCGGAGUUACCGCCAAAAUCACCCCUUCCACUGCCUAUACUACCAACGAAGGAUGGCACGAAGUCUACGUGGAAGUUCGGCAAAGAAGCCCCAAGGCUUUCAUUGGAUAGCAGAGCCACCACUGACGCCAAGGGAAGCCUUCACCCGAAAGAGAUCCGCACAAGCACCCCCGCAUACGGUGGUGCGGAAAAUGUAAUGGCGACCGACAGCCAACUAAACCGAUCUCCAAGUGUCAUUGCAAGGCUCAUGGGCCUCGAGCCAUUGCCAGCUUCAUCAAAUACGGAGACCGAAAAGAAGACCGAGCUCCGAAGAUCUGCCUCUGAAUCAAGAGUUUCAAGAGAUAUCUUCCAUUCUCGAUUCAUCAUGGACGGUAACAAUUUCCACUUGAAGCAAGCAAUUCAGUCCCAUUCCAACAUUUCCAACUAUGCAGUGAAAGACAAUGGUGCUUUUGAGUUCACACAUCAUGCAGAUCCAUUCAUGUAUGUUAAUAAGGUUGAGGAGCGAAAGGGACUGAACCGAGGAGGCGUAAAUCCAUUGACGUGGAAGACUCCACUUCACCGGAAAAGCUUCUUUGAUUCCGGUGACAUUUUUCCGGAGCCAAAGCAGACUGUCUCUAUCUACGGCGAGAUUGAGAAAAGAUUGAAAAUGAGAGGAAUCGAUGAACCUUCUAAAGAUUUGGAAACACUGAAACAAAUCCUCGAGGCACUCCAACUUAAAGGACUCCUUCAUUCCAGGAAGCCUUCUGAGCAAUCUCAAAUCAGUUACAGUAACUUCGUUUACGAUCAGUCACCGGUGGUGAUGGUGAAACCUUUGAGAUCACCAAUGGCGUCUCCAACCAACCGUAAACCAGGAAACGGUUAUUCGCCUUCCAAUGACCGAAAUCAAGUGCGAGGAAUUCGCCGGAAUCUUGACCUCGCCGGUGAAGUGAGUCCCCGGACUGAACGUAAUGUGGGGAGCCCCACGAGGCAAGCUAGAAGCUCAAGCGCACCAGCUCGGAGUGAGUGUAAUGAAAAGCGGUCAAACUCACUCAUCAAACCUAAGCCGCUAAGCGUUGAAACUCGUAGCAGAGCUAACGAGUCAACACAGAACCAGAAACUUUCUCGCAUUCACUCGCCGAAGCUGAACGCGAGAAAAACAGGCUCACAUCAAACCGUCACGAAUCGGUCGCCAAGGAAUAAGAAAUCCACAGCUGAGAUUCAUCAGAAAGAGAAAAUCACAAGCAUCGUUACAGAGGAUGAAUCCUCCACCGUUUCUGAAAGCACCGCCAGUACAUCUUCUCAGACCGAUUCAGAGAGGUCAAAAAUGGCGGAACACAAAGAUGGAAGGAGUUUACUGGAUAGGUGCGAUAAACUGCUCAACAGCAUAGCCGAAAUGACCGCAACCGAUUCGCAACCGAGUCCGGUCUCCGUUCUUGACUCGUUCGAGUCACCAUCACCUUCGCCGAUCACAAUGAAACGUCGCAUUGAUUUCAAAGAUGAAUCAGGAGAGUUGGAGGAAGAGAUAUGGACACCAGUUAUAUCCCCAGUGCAAGCGAAAUGUGAAGAAAUAUCAGAGGACUCUGAUUUUGUUUACAUGUGUGAUAUACUGAAAGCAUCUCAAUAUCUCCCAGAGGAUUCUGAUAUAUUUAUGUUACUUGAGAAGCAACAGUAUCUCGAGGGGAAGGACACUUCCAAAGUCUCUAGACUCGAAAGAAAAUUAAUUUUCGACACGAUUAAUGAAAUCCUCGACUGGAACAGACAAUUGCCUCCGUGGAAGUCUGUAUCAUGGACCCACGAAAACAUUUGGUCCGAAUUCCAAAGAAUUCGAGAGAGGGAUACAGCUGAAGAUUUGUUCGAGACCAUAUGUGGGAUUCUGAAAAAAGACCUAGCCGGGGAUGCGAUCAACGGGUGGGGAGAUUCUCCCGUGGAGAUGUCGGAGUCGGUAUUGGACAUUGAACGGUUAAUAUUCAAGGAUUUGAUCGGCGAAACAAUACAGGAUCUCGCCUUAUUAGCCAGCAAAAGCAAAUUGGCUGGUUUGCCUAGGAAGAAGUUGGUUUUCCAAAGGAAAGGAAGGGACCUUUGCGUCUUCAAUUCUUACCAUUAG
Fraxinus pennsylvanica is the source of this 2358-nucleotide messenger RNA. Lineage: Eukaryota; Viridiplantae; Streptophyta; Magnoliopsida; Lamiales; Oleaceae. The record is from the annotation of a GenBank genome assembly.